Molecule: messenger RNA, 867 nt
Organism: Rotaria sp. Silwood1
Lineage: Eukaryota; Metazoa; Rotifera; Eurotatoria; Philodinida; Philodinidae
Source: the annotation of a GenBank genome assembly
AUGGCUACUAGUCAAGAACUCAACAUCGAGAUCUUAACCCCUCGUAUCGGUGCUAUAAUCCAUAACUUGGAUUUAUCACAACCAUUGACUAAGGAUCAAAAACAUGCGUUAGAAGAAGCACUCUAUAAAUAUCAUGUGCUCUUCUUUCGUAAUCAAAAUUUAACAUCUAAACAACAAAGUGAUGUUGCCCGUCUAUUUGGUGAUCCACAUGUACACCCAGUUUUUUCGCAUACGGCAGAGUGUCCGGAAGUAAGUGUCUUGGAAUUUGGUGUAGAUGUCGAUCCGGAUAAAAAACCAGAUUCUGAUAUCUGGCAUACUGAUGUUACAUGGUCAAAGAAUCCACCAAUUAUUGGUAUGCUCUAUGCAAAAAUUAUACCAAAACAAGGUGGUGGUGAUACACUAUGGGCAAAUACGGUUGAAAUUUAUAAACAAGAAUUAUCAAAUGAAAUGAAAGAAUUUCUCGGUAAAUUAACAGCUGAACAUUCAUUUGCAUACGCAUUUCAACCUUUGAUUAAACCUAAUUCUGCCGCUAUGGCACAAUUUAUGAAAACUAAAGAAGCGAAUCCACCAGUCACUCAUCCGGUUAUUCGUGAACAUCCACAUACCAAAGAAAAAUGCCUAUAUGUUAAUAGGACUUAUACCACGAAGAUCAAUGAAUUAAAUGAACACGAAAGUAAUUUACUAUUACAAUAUUUAUUUUCAUUAAUUAAUAAAAAACCAGAAUUCACAUGUCGAUGGAAAUGGAAUGAAAAUGAUGUUUGUUUAUGGGAUGAACGGACAACACAACAUUAUGCAACAGCUGAUUAUUGGCCACAACAUCGAAGAAUGCAUCGAUGUGUAAUAAUGGAAAGGAAAGAUAAAAGCUAG